AUGUCGUAUUCCCUCAAGUCCAUUUCCGCUAGCCGUCGGCUCGUGAUACUUCUGAGGUUGUUUUGUACGGCUCUUUCAUUGCCUGCAUAUCAGAACUCAGGCGCCGAACCUCAACUUCUCGAUCGGGCCGCACUUCAAUGUCCGAACUUGGAGGGCGUACAGAAGCCUCCAUUCAAAGAGGGCUAUUGGGGCGUCUACAUGUGCUCGAAUACCGGAUUCUGCAGAGGCCCCCAGGGUGAUGGUUGCAGAUGGACCAAUUGGGCGACAAAAGGCAAGGACGAAUUCAUCAAGUUCGACUCGCCUUUUCUCUCCUUCGGACCCGAUGCGGGAGUCAGGUGCAAUCUGCUUGAGACGGCAGACGGGCUAGUCGGAGGCAAGCGUUUGAUCGGCGUGGCAUGGCCUGGUGCGACCGACAUCGACAAGUUCGUUUCCGAGUUGACAAAAGGCAAGGUCAAGGACCCUGUUGAGUGGAAGAGCUAUCAAUGUGUGUGUGAGGAUCCUACCAAACAACAGGAUGCGCCUAUAUUUCUCCCCUGA
Cyphellophora attinorum is the source of this 537-nucleotide messenger RNA. RefSeq lists its product as uncharacterized. The coding region runs from base 1 to 537 and encodes 178 amino acids. Lineage: Eukaryota; Fungi; Ascomycota; Eurotiomycetes; Chaetothyriales; Cyphellophoraceae. The transcript is spliced from 3 exons. The record is from RefSeq and is a predicted model, not a curated record.